This is a messenger RNA of Octodon degus (degu), 5151 nucleotides long. RefSeq names its product estrogen receptor 1 (gene Esr1). Gene Ontology annotation, cellular component: nucleus. Bases 910 to 2703 code for a protein of 597 amino acids. Lineage: Eukaryota; Metazoa; Chordata; Mammalia; Rodentia; Octodontidae. Gene Ontology annotation, molecular function: steroid binding; nuclear estrogen receptor activity; zinc ion binding. The transcript is spliced from 9 exons. Gene Ontology annotation, biological process: steroid hormone receptor signaling pathway; regulation of DNA-templated transcription. The record is from RefSeq and is a predicted model, not a curated record.
ACCUAGAAGGUCCAAGUAUAUAGAACUAGAGAGCAGGACUGCGGAAAUGAAUUUGAAAAAUUUCCUGGUUAGACAGCGGAACGUAAUUUCCCAAGUUUUGGUUAAAGACCUGAGGUUAGGCAUAAAAUAUGUUGCAUUUCAUCCUCAUUUCUCUAAAGUUUUCCUUGCAUAACCUGUGGAAGGCAUGAACACCCAUGUGCGCCUAACUAAAGGUUUUUCUGAAUCAUCAUUCACGAGAAUUUCUAAAGGAGCAAGUCCCGAACUGUGGUCCAAUGUAAACAGCAAAGUCAGGCUGGGAGAAUCUCAGAAGGCUAUGACUGGAGGGGACCACUUUGGCAGCUUUUUGCAGAUGAGGAAAUCAAAGUCCGGCAGCAUUCUCCUGGUUGCAAAAUGAAUCUCUUCUUAUGUGGGCAUCUUGCUUUGCCACUCUUUUCCCCCAGAUGCGUCCUAUCAGUUCCUGCAGCUGCUAAAUAUAGCGGUCUGUGGCAGGCUGCAUGUGCAACCGCACGCCCCACUCUAUCUGUCGUAUCUCAGUUACGGACUAGGCCUCCUCAGGGUCAUCCUAUGUACACAGUACAUAUUUUAGACAACGGGGAGAGUGAAUCAAGCAGAGAGAGAGAGAGAGAGAGAGAGAGAGAGAGAGAGAGAGAGAGAGAGAAACAGAGAUAGGUUGAAGCCUGGCAUGGGCACAGGUGGCAGUACACUAGAAAGAGCCGGCUCCUGGCUCGGUCUUCCGCGUGUGCUGAGAAGCCGGUUUCCCCCGGCCGCCGCCUCGGGGCGAUCCUCGUGCGCCCCCGCCCCCCUGCCGUGAAAUUCAGCUUCCAUCCCGCAGCGACAAAGUGGCCCGCGGGCUGCUGAGCCCUCCGCCGCGCGCUGGGACGGGUUGCGCCUCGCCGCCCGCCGCUGACCAUGACCAUGACCCUCCACACCAAAGCCUCCGGCAUGGCCCUGCUGCACCAGAUCCAGGCGAGCGAGCUGGAGCCCCUCAGCCGCCCGCAGCUCAAGAUGCCCCUGGAGGAGCCGCAGGGCGAGGUGUUCCUGGACGGCGGCGGCAAGCCGGCCGUCUUCAACUACCCUGAGGGCGCCGCCUACGAGUUCAACGCCGCGGCCGCCGCCUCCGCGCCGGUCUACGGCCAGCCGGGCCUGGCCUACGGCCCCGGGUCCGAGACGGCCGCGGCUUUCGGGCCCAGCGGCCUGGGGGGCUUCCCGCAGCUCAACAGCGUGUCCCCCAGCCCGCUGAUGCUGCUGCACCCGCCGCCGCAGCUGUCGCCCUUCCUGCACCCGCACGGCCAGCAGGUGCCCUUCUACCUGGAGAACGAGCCGAGCGGCUACGCGGUGCGCGAGGCCGGAGCCCCGGCCUUCUACAGGCCAAAUUCAGGUAAUCGACGCCAGAAUGGCCGAGAGAGGUUGGCCAGCAGCAGCGACAAGGGAAGCAUAACCCUGGAGUCUGCCAAAGAGACCCGCUACUGCGCAGUGUGCAAUGACUACGCCUCCGGCUACCAUUAUGGGGUCUGGUCCUGUGAGGGCUGCAAGGCCUUCUUCAAGAGAAGUAUUCAAGGGCAUAAUGACUACAUAUGUCCAGCUACCAACCAGUGCACGAUUGAUAAGAACAGGAGGAAGAGCUGUCAGGCCUGCCGGCUCCGCAAGUGCUACGAUGUGGGCAUGAUCAAAGGUGGGAUACGGAAAGACCGAAGGGGAGGGAGAAUGUUGAAGUAUAAGCGACAAAGGGACGAUGAAGAGAGGAGGAAUGAGGUGGGGCCAUCUGGAGACAUGAGAGCUUCUAACCUUUGGCCAAGCCCUCUUGUAAUUAAGCACACUAAGAAGAACAGCCCGGCCUUGUCCUUGACAGCUGAUCAGAUGGUCAGUGCCUUGAUGGAUGCUGAGCCGCCCUUAAUCUAUUCUGAGUAUGAUCCUACCAAACCCUUCAGUGAAGCUUCCAUGAUGGGCUUAUUGACCAACCUGGCAGACAGGGAGCUGGUUCAUAUGAUCAACUGGGCAAAGAGGGUACCAGGUUUUGGGGAUUUGACCCUCCAUGACCAGGUCCACCUUCUGGAAUGUGCCUGGCUAGAGAUCCUCAUGAUUGGUCUCGUCUGGCGCUCCAUGGAGCACCCCGGGAAGCUCCUGUUUGCUCCUAACUUGAUCUUGGACAGGAAUCAAGGUAAAUGUGUAGAGGGUUUUGUGGAGAUCUUUGACAUGUUGCUGGCGACAUCAACUCGGUUCCGUAUGAUGAAUCUGCAGGGAGAGGAGUUUGUGUGCCUCAAAUCUAUCAUUUUGCUUAAUUCUGGAGUAUACACCUUUCUGUCCAGCACCUUGAAGUCUCUGGAAGAGAAGGACCAUAUCCACCGGGUCCUGGAUAAGAUCACAGACACCUUGAUCCACCUGAUGGCCAAAGCAGGCCUGACUCUGCAGCAGCAGCACCGGCGCCUGGCUCAGCUCCUCCUUAUCCUCUCCCACUUCCGGCACAUGAGUAACAAAGGCAUGGAACAUCUGUACAGCAUGAAGUGCAAGAACGUGGUGCCCCUGUAUGACCUGCUGCUGGAGAUGCUGGAGGCCCAUCGCCUGAACACGCCCUCCAACCCUGUGGGCGGGCCCCCGGAGGAGCCCAGCCAGAGCCAGCUGGCCAUGAUGGGCUCCUCUUCAGCACAUUCCCUGCCAACGUACUACGUUGCCCAGGAAGCAGAGAGCUUCCCCAACACAAUCUGAGAGCUCCUGGCUUUCCCAAAGUUCUGAGAAUCCCUGCAGCCUUUCACCCAUCAUGCAUCAGUUUAGCAGAACUCUGUCUCCUGCAUACACCCUGGCAUGCAUCCACUGCCAGUGGCUUUCUAGUAAGAGUGGCCAUUCAUUUGCUUGCUCCGUUCUUAGUGCUAUGUCUUCUGUUGGGAACAGCCAAAGGGAUUCCAGGGCUAAGUCUUGAUAACAGCUCCCUUUCCCCCUUUGCUACAUUAUUGAGAAUGAGGAUUCCUGUGGUUCUUCAUGACUGAACUCAGCCUAUGAGAUGACUGCAUUGAAGCUACUCAUUGAGACCCAGGCCUGGAGAAUAGACAUUUCACCUCUGCUAAGCACUUUGCAAUGGCUCCAAGAAUAAGCCUCAGGAAAGGAUUUAAAGUGGCUCCUUCAGUUGAUGACUUGGAGAAAGCUAACUCAAGGGUUUGUUAGAGCAUCCUCUUGUAUUCCUAUAGUAAUGUGCCACUUCGUUAAAGUGAUACUUCGACCUUUUUGCUCCAUCGCAUGGCUUUAGCACGAUAUUUGGUGAUUGUCUGUUCAUUUGCCCUAUACAAAUACAAGAUGCACACAGGGAAGGAAGAUCCCCUAAUUGUCAAGACCAUGUCAACUUAAACACUGAAACUUCACGCUUGCUCAAGUCUCCGCUGCUGGUUUCCCAGAGCACUACAUAUAUAGGUCAUGGGUUCCAGGUGAUCCUUGCUUCCCAAGACCCUAUGGGAAACAGCAAGUCAGUUUGAGUUAAGUCACUCCCACACAGAACCAUCUCCCCAUAUAUAAGAGACAUGUUUUAGUUUUGUUUUUUGGAUUUUCCUCCUUUUAUAAAAGAAAGCCCUCCAUCUCCUGAACUUGCAGCUUUAGGACCUGGUCUUGCGGGGCUUCGCACCUGCCAACAAUGGGCGCUCUCUUUGGCUCUUCCUGUGUGGUUUAACCCUGAAUUAUUUAGAGCCCAGCCAUGAUCAAGGGCAGUUUAAAUGAGCUGGCCCACUGGUGAUACUUCUAGAUUUUUUUUUUUUUUUUUUUUUGCUUUUGUUUUUCUUUAGCCUGGGGCAUGGGACUAAAUAGUAAAUGUGCAUGAUGGCUGUGGCUGCUCAAGAGUGGGAGGGUGAGUAAGGGAGAAACUGGCUAAAACUCUGUGGCAGGAUCGCCUUUGCUCAGGGUGGCCAGACCACAGGCUGCAGGUGGUUUGUAGCUCACAGCCCCCACACUCCACAGCCAGGCUGCCCUGAAGCCGACUGGGUGGUUUGCCUCUUGUUCAACCCCAUGUGGCACUGACUGGAAGAAACAGGAUUAGACAACUGAAUUCUAAGCCUAGCACAUUCCAGGCAAAUGGGCAGGGAUUGGAAAAUUCACUCCCUCAGGCUGCCUGGACCUGGUCAGACUACCCAUGCCCUUGGUUAUUCAGAGAUCAUCCAAAAAUCAGCCAGUGGUUUUGAGAAGAAAAUAUCCCCACCCCCUCAACCCCACCCCCAACUCACAUCCCUAAACUAGCUAAGCCAGCAGAAUAAGACCAGAAUCGGUCCACAAGAAUUUUUUGACCAGCAGGCUAAAAAAAGAAAGUAUUGGCCCAGCUACAGGGUUGCCUUCCUGGCCUUUCCUUCGCCAGUGCAAUUUUGAGUCAUUUCCUUUUCUUAACGAAAAAGAAAAUUUGGUUUCCUUCCCUGACUUCAUGGUCUGUAAUUCAAACCCUACUGAGAGGUGAGAUACUAGCCGACAACCCAGGUGCGCUGCGAGGCUUCUCUUGGCAUGUUCUGUUUGGAAAAGUGAGUUUCCUGAAUUUUUGCUUUCCCAGUGAAGUGACUACCAAAGGGCUGGGAAACAAGGGGGGCCAAAAUAAUUUUUUAAAAAGAUUUUUUCAUAUUUGUGCAUCUAAAUUUGGGGCAAUUUUCUAUAUCUGUGCUAAGAAUAUGUUCAUGUAACAUAAUUCUUUUGUUGUUUGUUUUUGAAGCACCUUAUAUAGUAUAAUAUAUAUUUUUUUGAGAUUGCAUUGCUUGUUUAUCAGACAAUUGAAUGUAAUAAUUCUGUUCUGGGUUUAAUUUGACUGGGUUAACGUGCAAAAACCAAGGAAAAAGAUUUUGUUUUUUGUAUAUUUUUCAAGCUACCUUGUCAUGUAUGCAGUUUUGAUGCCUAAAGUCUGGUGAUUAUUCAUUUAAAUGAAGAUCACAUUUCAUAUCAACUUUUGUAUCCACAGUAGACAAAAUAGCGCUAAUCUACAUGCCUAUUGUUGGAUAUUGAAUGACAGACAAUCUUAUGUAGCAGAGAUUAUGCCUGAAAAGGAAAAUUAUUCAGGGCAGCUAAUUUUGCUUUUACCAAAAUACCAGUAGUAAUAUUUUUGGACAGUAGCUAAUGGGUCAGUGGGUUCUUUUUAAUGUUUGUACUGAGAUUUUUCUUUUAAAAAAUAAAAAAACCAAAAAAAAAAAAAUUAAAAAA